CAAGUGUCAAGUAGCUGAAGAGAGAGAGAAUAGUAGAGAACAACAACCUCGAAGCUAGUUUAAACUAGUGGGAGGUUGGCUGCAAAGAAACCAACAACAAAACAGAACUAAGGGAACGUCAAUGGCACGAGGGAAAGUGCAGUUGAAGAGGAUCGAGAAUCAUGUCCAUAGGCAGGUCACCUUCUGCAAGCGCCGAGCUGGGCUUCUCAAGAAGGCUAAGGAGUUAUCCAUUUUGUGUGAUGCUGAGAUUGGGAUCAUCAUCUUCUCUAACCAUGGCAAGCUAUAUGACCUUGCUACCAAGGGAAGCAUGGAACAGCUGAUUGAGAGGUACAUGAAAUCAACUCGAGGGGCUCAAAUUGGAGAAGCUGAAGCAAAGCUUAAUCUGGAGUUACAAGAAGAAAUAAUCAAUUUGAAGCAAGAGAUUCAGCUACUCCAGAAGGGCAUUGGGUAUUUAUAUGGCCGGAAAACUGAAAAUAUGACAUUAGAUGAAUUACACGCUUUAGAGAAACAUCUAGAGAAUUGGAUGUGUCAUAUUCGUACAGCAAAGAUGCAAAUAAUGUUUCAAGAAAUUCAAUUGUUGAAGAAUAAGGAGGGAAUACUGACUGCAGCAAAUGGAUAUCUUCAAGGGAAGAUAUAUGAGCAAACUGGGAUAGUUGAAAUGCCACCAGAUCUAACUGGAUUUUCAUAUCCACAUUGACUAUUCAAAAUGAGAUAUUCCAGACUUAGUUGCUUAGGUGACCACUGAUGAUAGCAACACUGGAAGAUUGCCGUGGAGGAUUAUUAGUUAUCUCUUUGGGGUUUCUGUUGGAUAAAUAAUUACCAUUAUAAAUAUGCCAUUAACAUUUAGUACUUAGGUGAGUUCUUGUGUGCUAUGGUAAUGUGAAUGUGAUGUUUUAGUCAAUGUUGCUAUUGGAGAUUUAUUAUGGUGGCAUAGAUAAGGUUGUAAAAA
Messenger RNA from Macadamia integrifolia, 949 nucleotides. RefSeq names its product MADS-box transcription factor 26-like. Lineage: Eukaryota; Viridiplantae; Streptophyta; Magnoliopsida; Proteales; Proteaceae. Bases 122 to 697 code for a protein of 191 amino acids. Gene Ontology annotation, cellular component: nucleus. The record is from RefSeq and is a predicted model, not a curated record. Gene Ontology annotation, molecular function: DNA-binding transcription factor activity, RNA polymerase II-specific; RNA polymerase II cis-regulatory region sequence-specific DNA binding; protein dimerization activity. Gene Ontology annotation, biological process: positive regulation of transcription by RNA polymerase II. The transcript is spliced from 7 exons.